AUGUCUCAUGUACAAGAACAGGUACAAGAACAGUCUAGUCUCUUGAAAGCCAUAGUUGCUGGGAUAGGAGGUAUUAACAAGUGUGAUCACACUAAAAAGGCCAUGCAAAGGUGUAUGACCAACAGAGUCAUGGCUGGGAUUAAUUUUUCAGGGAAGAAAAAUAAAUUUCCGUUUGGGCACAGCAACUUCUUUAAAGUGAUCAAAGAUGUCAUGAUGUCAAGAUAUAGCUGUACAGAGAAGGAAGUCACCGACAGCAUCGUUAACUAUCUAAAAUGGGCACCAGAAAGAAAAGAUGGAGGUGGAAGAAAGUAACAAUUAGGAACUUGAACUAUUAUUUUGGCCUUGUGCUGGACAUUGCUACAAUACUUACAGUUAUAUCUCUGAACUGUGGAGUUCAUCAGAUUACACUCAUAUCUGUCGUGUGUAUAUG
Messenger RNA from Lingula anatina, 430 nucleotides. RefSeq lists its product as uncharacterized. Lineage: Eukaryota; Metazoa; Brachiopoda; Lingulata; Lingulida; Lingulidae. The record is from RefSeq and is a predicted model, not a curated record.